UCGGGCACCGUAGUUUACCCUGCAGAGGCGCUACUUGCAACCCGGAAGUGCAAUGAUUUAUUUGAAGAAGCCGGACUGUGGAAUUCGCCGUUAAACCUUCUUCAGUCUCUUCUUGGUGACGUCUCGUCGCUUCGUGAUUUGUUGCGGUACAUCUAUACAUAUUUGGUCCACAUUAAAAGAGCAAGCAUGAGCAGCCAUCCUGCAGACACUCAUGAGCUCUCCAAGCAGCCUCUUCAAGGACUGAAAUUGGCAUCGCAUGCAGUGCUGGAGAAAGUGCAGCAGAGGGGCAGGUCAAAGUGUGCUAAAUGUGGAGGAUCAAGGAUGUUCUUCUGCUACACAUGCUGCUUAUUAGUGGACGUCAAUCUGCAAGAAAUCCCCACCGUCAAGCUUCCAGUGAAGAUAGACAUCAUCAAGCACCCUAACGAGACAGAUGGCAAGAGCACUGCUGUUCAUGCCAAGAUUCUUGCACCGAGCGAUGUCACCAUAUACACCUACCCCUGCAUUCCGGAGUUUGAUCAAGACAAGGUUGUGUUGGUGUUCCCUGGUCCAGGCGCUGUCACAGUACAGGACAUGAUGCAAUGUUUGCACGAGAGGACAUUUGACCCCUCUGGUGAACCUUGGUUAAAGAGGCGGAAAAUAGACAACGCAGCAGCUGCCACACACACUGCAGAGGACCCAGAGUCAGGGACCACAGAUGAAACAAAAGGCUCGGAAUCAAGGGCACUUCCCCUUCAAAGGGUGGUCUUCAUCGACAGCACAUGGAACCAGACCAACAAAAUCAGCACAGAUGAGAGGCUACAAGACCUGCUACAAGUGGAGCUGAAAACGAGGAAAACAUGUUUCUGGCGCUCUCAAAAGGGCAAACCAGACACUUACCUGGCGACCAUUGAAGCGAUCUACUAUUUCCUCAAAGACUUCCAUGAGCAAUGCCUUGUUCAAGACUACAAUGGAGAGUACGACAACCUUCUCUUUUUCUACUCCUACCUGCACUCUGUGGUCAACAAGUCUAUGGCUGGAAAGAGGGAAGCUGACAAAAGAAAAGAAAAACUGUAAGAGACUAAGCUUGGACAUCCUUUUUUCAAAUUUAAUGUUUUGUCUGGGACAGUAUUUUGAGUUAAAUGGACAGUGACACAUUUUGAUAGUGUUCAAUUAAAAUGGUUUACAAUGACACAUAAGCCUGGUUGCUAUGUGAAAACAAUUAUUGACUGUGGAACAAACUUGGAUCUAAAAGUAGCAUGUGCUAUUUUGUUAUUCUUAUUGAUGCAUUUCCAUAAACCAAAGAAGAUCCUGGCUAUCAAACUGCAAGCUACAGUAGUUUUCAAAGAAAAGCAAGGCUUGAAUUAAUUUUAAAAAACAAAUACACUUUUUCAAGACUAUUUUUUUUACAAUAUUGCAAAUUUAAACUAUACCUAAAAGAAACAAAAUCACUUCAAGAUUAUACAUAUGUCAAAUAUUUGUUGUACUGUACUGACCUUCUUGUUUUACAUUUGUAUGUACAGUAGACAUUUAUAGAUACAAACCAACAGUUGCACCAAAGGACUUCUCUUCAAGCAAGUCCAAAAAAAAAAAAAGUGUUACACACACACACACCAGAAACCCACUGGGGUGGGGGGAACAUCCCAAAUGUUUGGCAAUUUAGCAAAUCCAGGAAGAAUAACUAUUUUAAGAUUAUUAUCAAUCAAGUAUUAAAGUCAAACGACUGUCGAGCAGCCAAGUAUCUUUUUUUUAUUGCCGUCUACUAGUUUUUUUUAAAGUAAUUUAUAAUGUCGUAAAAAAUGAAAACAAGGGGCUGUACCGGCAUGUUGAGGUCAAUACCAUAAUCUGAAUUUAAUAAGCACAACAGGAGUCAUACAUUUAAAUAUAUUUUAUUUACAAACCAGUACACAUGACAUAAUGCUCUACAUCCAUUCUUUCUUUUGUUAAAGAGGCUGUUUGCAACUUGCUCAAAGUUCCAUUUUUCAAACCUAAAAACAUAACACUACCAGCUAGCUUAUGUUGUCAUGAUGGUUUAAAGGGGAACUUCACUUUUUGGGGAAUUUUGCCUAUCAUUCACAAUCCUUAUGUCAGACAAGCACACAAGUUUUUCUUUUUUUCCAAUGCAUUUUAAGUCGUUAAUAAAUGCAAACAAAAGUCUGCUUACAAUGGUGCCCAUGGAAGUCGCUCUAUUCUGCCUAUAAAGCCCUUAGAAUACAUCCUAACACCUCCAUUAAGGUUUUAUAUACAUGAUGUAAGUAUAUGUGGAAUGUAGUAACAGGCACAUUCACAAUUACGUAAUAUUUUACGUAUUUUGCUUAAUUUAAGCAUACGGCGGCGCAAUUACUUUAAAAAUACGUCAGUUUUUUUUCUUCGACAUCUCUUGAUUUUUACUCACUGCAGACUUCAUGAGAGGCAACAAACAUAAUAAAACAUCACUUACUGUACAAGGUCUGCUCUCACUGGGAUGCCGCUUGCUAGGAUGUUCAUAUAUUCCCGUUAAGAUGAAGAAUGACUCAGGGGUGGAACCAAGCAUCUUUUCUUGUUUUUCUCACCAUUUCCGAGUCUAAAUUGGAUGCCAAAGUUGACCAACUUUUCAGAUUAUGUCCUCUUCCUUCGAUCUCUGUGAGAGACAUUAUAUUAUCUCUGGUUUAAAAUAAACUUUCACGAGUUCUGAGGUGACAAAAGCAGCUCACUAUCCGAUGUCAAUACAGCAGCACAAGCUAGUUACCUCUCUGUGAUCACGUCGCAGCUAUAAAGAGUUUGUCUGCAUUAGCGCUUAUAAUAACAAAAUCACUAAUACUUGGUUAAUAUUCAGGUCACAAAAAUGUAAAUGGAGUAUUGCUGGGUAGUUAUUUAGAGGGCUUUAUGGGCGAACUAGAGGACCUCCCAUUGAUUCCGUUGUAAGUAGACUAUUAUUUACGAGUUAAAAUAAAAAAAUACGUCUGUAUUCUUGUCUCUCAUAAUGAUUGUGAACAAUUGGCCAAAA
Entelurus aequoreus (snake pipefish) is the source of this 2962-nucleotide messenger RNA. It is a transcript of the gene dtwd1, whose product is annotated as DTW domain containing 1. Gene Ontology annotation, biological process: tRNA modification. The coding region runs from base 187 to 1053 and encodes 288 amino acids. Lineage: Eukaryota; Metazoa; Chordata; Actinopteri; Syngnathiformes; Syngnathidae. The transcript is spliced from 5 exons. Gene Ontology annotation, molecular function: tRNA-uridine aminocarboxypropyltransferase activity. The record is from RefSeq and is a predicted model, not a curated record. Gene Ontology annotation, cellular component: nucleus.